Penicillium maclennaniae is the source of this 666-nucleotide messenger RNA. RefSeq lists its product as uncharacterized. The transcript is spliced from 6 exons. Lineage: Eukaryota; Fungi; Ascomycota; Eurotiomycetes; Eurotiales; Aspergillaceae. Bases 1 to 666 code for a protein of 221 amino acids. The record is from RefSeq and is a predicted model, not a curated record.
AUGUUGAUCUCACAAAUAUAUUAUAAAGAUUCUGCUAUUUUAUUCAAAAAGACCCUAACGAGGAAUAUUACCGUAUAUCGAUUCCGAUAUUGUACAGUUUCCUUGAGUGGGCUCUUAAUUUACGACGCGCUCUCUGGACAUAUUCUGGAAAGUUUUUCGAUUAGUCUACGAAAGAUCUACUUUAAAUCGGAUCGACAACUAAAUGAACCGCCGGAUGCGUUGAGGCGAGAUAAACCUCCUAUAGAUAUCGAGGACCUAGCGAAAGUCGUAGAGACCACCAUUAGUAUAACGAAGAAAAAGUUCGGAUAUAGCCGCUAUCGUAUUAAGCUUAGACUCUUCUUAAAUACGUAUAUCCUCCCCGAAAUUAUUUUCGAUCCUUCCUUGGUCCUUAGCCUAUAUAUAUUCCUGUUAGGACUUCUCUUUAUAGACCGGGCCUUUGACCGCGUCGACGGCGAAGAGGUUCUUGUUAAGAAGAUAGGUUCCGUCAGCGAUUCACUUCGUAAUCUCGUGAUAUAUUAUGCCGAUACUCGGAUAUUUUUAAAAUUCUACCUUAGUAGAAGAAUUAACAAAAACUUACCUACGAUUAUUCGCGGCCUUAAUCCAGAGGAAGAUAUUAUACGCGCGACUUACCAAAUAAGCCGAACUAUUAAUCUAGAUCGCCUAUAA